Molecule: messenger RNA, 783 nt
Organism: Daldinia childiae
Lineage: Eukaryota; Fungi; Ascomycota; Sordariomycetes; Xylariales; Hypoxylaceae
Exons: 2
Coding region: 1-783 (260 amino acids)
Molecular function (GO): double-stranded RNA binding
Source: RefSeq, a predicted model, not a curated record
AUGGGUCGUCCUAACGUACAAGAAGAUGCGAAACGCGUCUUUGAGAUCUUAAAAGGAGGUGGCAUAGCAAUCUGCCCAGCAGAUGUCGGAUAUGCUGUUAUGGCCAUCAAUCCAAAAUCGCUCGAGAAGAUCUUCUUGACGAAGCAACGAGGAGCCCACAAGCGGCAUGCUGGGAUUGGGUCGUACGCCAUUCAUAAGGAGGUGCACAUUAUGGAACCUCUACAUCACGAAAUCGUCGACCAUCUGACGCAGGAUCUCGAUAUUCCGGUCGGUGUCAUCGCGCGGUAUAAGCGGGAUCAUCCAAUGGUCAAAAAUAUCGACCCUGUCACUAUGGAGGCAUGCGACGUGAACGGGAGUCUUUCGGUUCUGGUUAACGCUGGGGCAUUCCAGGACGCGCUAACAAGCUUGACGUUUGCCGAAAACAUACCGCUCUUGGGUAGUUCGGCAAAUUUAUCGGGCACAGGGACUAAAUAUCGCGUGGAUGAUAUCAAUAAGGAGCUCAUUGACAUCGCGGAUAUCGUGAUAGACUACGGACUGCUGAAGUGGUGGGUUCACGGUCGAAGUUCCACGCUGCUAGAUUUCAGCGGCCCUUCCGUGGAGGUAAUCAGAAUUGGUGCUUGUUACGAUGUAAUCAGGGACGUACUCAAGCGUCGAUGGAAUAUUGAUCUUCCACCAGACCCGGGUAUGGAGUCGCUGAGGUUUGGUCACUUAAGGAAUCUGGAUCCGGUCAAGUCAUUACAGGACUUAAUUACCCCUAUUCACAGUAAAUCGACUACAGGCUAA